AGCUUGGCCGGCGGAGGGGGAGGAUUGGCGGAGGAAGUACAAUGAGUCCGCUCGAUACUUCUAAUUACGGUCGGUAUAUAGACGAAAGAAAACGAGGCAGGCGACGACGGCGACGGAAGGGAAAAAUAACAAUAUAAUAACGAUAAUGAUGAUAAUAAUAAUAAUAAUAACGCCACGGCACGAUGGCACACGUCCUCCGCCACGCUCCAAGUUCCUACGUGCGGUGGGAUUUGAAUUCAGUGGUGAAAAUCUUCGGGAGUGGGGGGCAUUUUCACCUCAACGCAAAAAAAAAAAUAUUCGGUAAGUUGUAAGUACAUUAUGUGUGCAUAUAGUGGAUCCAAUAGUAUAAUUGGUAGAGGUUAUAAUAAUAGUUGUAUAAUUAUAUUGUUAAUGUGAUGAUAUUGUAUGAUUAACUCUACGUACUCAUAUAAAGCAGUAAUUGGAUAUAGACAUGUAUGGAAUAUUUUUGUAGAUGAUUAAUGACGGCUUGUCCCCCCAAAAGUAAACUGUUUUGCGCCACCGGUUUUAAUAAAACUAUUAUAUUUUAAUAAUAUUAUACCAAAGGUCCGGAAGCACGACGGGUUUCCGAUGAUUUGUCACAGGUCUCGUAAAUCGUAAUGGUCGACGAUCUGACACUCCUGGCCGACGACAAUCAUCGCGGAUACCGUUCGUCACCGUCGAUGUAUUUCAUUGCAAUGGAUGCGUUGACAGCGACUUUGUCUCUAUACUUGUCAUUAGACAAGGUACCUAUGACUUUAACUUUGACCGUGGUACUUAUACUUGUAUAGUAGCUGUAGCAAUGCGUAUAAUAAUAAUAUUAUGCACUCGACGUGCUCGUCUGAACCAUCUUACAAAAUUAAUACUGCGCUACCGAGUACCAAGUACGGAAUACUGUAUAGAUUUACUGCAAUCACAAUAUUACGUUCCAUAAAUCGUAAUAUCCAAUAUUAUGACGAAUAAAACUAUUAUCACAACUCUAUUCGUACGGUGAAAAUCGUAUUUUAAUAAUAAUAUUUCGGUUCGGUCUUUUUGUGGGGUGGGGGGGAGUGAAGGGAAAGGCGGACGGGGGCUUGUAUCGCUCAUAGUCGGAAUAAACGAAACCGAUUUUCUCAACCGAUCACGGCGCCACUGCCAGGACUUGUGCCUACUUCUACUACUACCACUGUCCACUACUCCACAACCACUUACCGGGUACUCGGUAUAAUAGGCAUUACAUACAGACCGCAAGUGCGUAUAAUAAUAUAAUAUAUAAAUCGCCAAACAGUGACUGCCACAGUGGUGUCUCGUCGCGGUGCGCGGCACACAUAUUGCACACAAGGCGACCGCGACGGUGGCGUCGGCGUCGGCGUCGGCGGCGGCUGCCGAUUUUCCCUGGGAGCACGACGGCGGCGCCGUGGCCGUAGUAGUAGACGUGAGUAUCGCGACCGGCCGGAGGGACGUCCCCCAGCCGUUUACACAUCGUCCGUGUUCUCCGCGGCCACCGCGUACGUAUACGACACCCGUGUUUCGCGCGCGCUCGUCCGCCGUUUCAGACAUCAACAAGUGUCGCCGUGCGCGCGACCGUCGCGUCAACGACUGCUGCAGGAAAGUCCAAAAUAAACGACGGCAACUGUCACUAUUGCGGAAAAUAGAAAUCGACGUGAAUAAUAUCGAUAUCUUUAAGAUAUUAUUGUUUCACAUUUGAAGUCAGUUUUGUCCAUUUCUACGGAGGAAUUAAAGACGUCACUAAACUAACUCUGUAUGCAGUAGCUAUAGAACCUCAAUACCAAAAUGGAAUCUGAGCCGGUAAUUGUGGUGGAUCAAGAAAACUGUUUUAAUGAAGAAGAUGAAGAUAUAGAUGAUGUGGCCGGAAAUGGGCAAGGAUGUCCCGAUACUCCUCCGCAGGACCCUUUUUUCCUGUCACCUUUUAGAGACAUGCGGAAACGCUCAUUACCGACACCGCAAUGCACAUCUGGAAUAACUGCUAGUCAAGUGCGGAGGUUGAGCGAUCAAGGAGCGGCCGGUGCGGCUGCCAGGGAACAGGCGUUCUUGGCCACGUUGACCAAGGCCCCGGGGCCCUACACGCCGGGUCGCCGACAUUCGGUCAUCACAAUAUCCAAGGCGCCCAUGCCGUUGUUUGGUCGCAACAGGCGCGAAUCAAUUGCAGCUUUCCCCAGCAAGGGUCCGAGGGUAAACCGCAGGGACUCGGCCGGUGGCGCCACGCCGUCUCCCACCGGUAGCCAGUUCAACUUGCAGCUGGACAUCAUGGACGACAUAGCGGACAUCAAGGCAGCGCGGAAGGUCAGGAUGAAGAUGUGGCAAACCGAGGACAAGGAAAAGAUGUGCGAGCUCCAGUCGAUGGACGGCGAAAACAAGCAAAUGUCCAGGUUCAAGGAGGCCAGAAGGUAUUCCAACAUCGACGUGUGCGAAAAAAUCGCUCCACCCAUACCAGCCCGGCGACGCGCAUCGGAGCUGCCUCCCAACUUGACGCCGCAGGCCGGCAAACCGUCGUCGUCGUCAACGGCUGCGGCCCAAUCGUCCGGGAUCGUGUGCACGAACACGGAUCUGCUGUCGAUAAUGAACUCGUUGAAGUCGACAGCCACAAAAGCGUUGCAGUCGACCACCAAAGGCGGCGGCCCGCGGCAACGGGGCAGCAGCAAGACCACGGACAGCCUGCCGACCGGCAUGGUCGGCGACGUCAGCGGCGGCGACCGUCGGCGAGACGUGCUCCGGACAGGCCGGUCCAACAGCGUGGACGUGGCCAACAUAGGUGCGGCGGCGGCCAUGGCGGCAGCGGCUGCGGGCAACAGCACCAGGAACUGGUUCAGGAAAAUGUCCACCCGGACGGCGACCGCUGUGUCGAUGGCGGCGGGGCAGCGGGGGGCCGACGCCGAGUGUGCAGAACAGCGUCUGGCCACCGCCGGCGGCGGCGAGUACGUGGUGCAAAAGUCACCCGUCGUCGUGACGUUUGCCGACGAACGGCCAAAGGUGUCGCUGUUGAUCGAUCCGUCGCCCGGUUGCAAACCGGAAAAGCACUGCACGACACCGCUGUCUCCGCCACCGCCACCACCGCCACCGCCAUCGUCGUUCGCCGACAAGAAACCGGCGCCCAACGGUGGUGACGUAGUGGUGUGGGACCGGCCCACCGGUUCGGUGGUGAACGCCGAGGUGUUGGGCACGGCCAUCGAGGGCUUCUUGGCCGCCAAGAAGUCGGGUGACAGCGCCGACGCGUCGCCGACCACCGACGGUGAGCACCACGAACACCCGUCGCAGCAGCAGCAGACGCCUGGCGGCAAGCCCGUCGCCAAAACGUCCGCCGACCCGAGCACGCCCGCCCGCACGUGCGACACGUCCAUCUGUUCGUCGCUCAAAGAUCUGUUCGUCAAAUAGCUAUAAGACCGCUCGUGCCGGUCGAUUCGCCUAUGUAAUUAACUCUAUAUUACGAUUAAUUACGACAUAUUGUUAUCAUGUUGACAAUGUGGACUACAAUGUUAUGCAUAUACAUAACCUUAUAAUAAUAAUAAUAUGUACCCAAACAAUAAUACUAUCUACCCGGUAAGCGAUCCCCACCCACACAUAUUAUACCGGGCAUCUUCCACCCACACACACACGUCCCCGACGUCGUCCACCCACACACACACGCCCCCGGCAUCGUCCACCCCACCGCGGCCUGCAGACUUUAGUUAUUAUCUCGAACGGUCUUGUUUUUUUCAUCGCAGUUGUUUCGAAAAUUUUUAUGAUUUAUGCAAGUAUGCCCAUAUAAUUUAUCUCGACGACAAGAAUAAUUGAUUUCAUCGUAUUAUAGGUAGAUGACAUCUAUAAUUACUGGUAUGGUGGUAUACGGAUUUAUAUAUGCAAAAAACACAAUAUGCUGCACGUUUAAAUCCACGCGUAAAUUGAUUAUAAAUACUAUAUUACUUACCCGUUUAUACUUUAUAAUCAAUGGUAUUAUAUUAUUGCAGGUGUAGGUGUUCCUAGUAUCUAUUUGAUAAAAAUAUUUUUCAAACAUUAAAAAUCACACUUCUCGUAUAGAUUAUUAUUAUUAUCAUUACUAUUAUUAUUAUUAAUAUUACUACGAAUCUGCACAAUAACUCGAAUCUCUCAUAAUGCUUCGACUCUUUUAGAAAAUAAUUUUUACCAUAUUCAAAAAGUGUACGUCUUACACGAUCGUAUAACCAAAAAUUCCACCACCGAGGCACGAGAGCAUGAGAGCUCGAUAUUUUUUUUAUGAGAACCGUAUAAUAUUUCAAUUAUAUAAGAAUUUAUAAAUAUGGAAUGAUAAAUGAUGAUAUGAUAUCACACCAAUGCGUUUAAAUCCGAUGACUGUGCGUCGUACGAAUAGGGCUUCUCGUGCGGUAAUAACUGACGUCUAAUUUCUCGAUACCCGUACAAUAUUGUGUAAAAUAUAUUCAUAUUUAUGUAUACGAUUACUUAUACGUCGUCCCUCGGCGUGAUGUACUGAUGUAUAAUGUAUAAGCGAUGAGGUGUGCGUACGACGAGGACGAGAUUUGAUACGGGGAAAAUCGUUGAAAUCGAUUCGCUGACUUAAGGUACACGCACGCCGAAUAUAUUUUAUGGUCGACGAUAUCGCAUAAUAUCGUAGUAAUAAUAUACUGCGUCAUACAUCAGCCCGUCAAUGUACAGAGCGAUUCACCUAGCAUGUUAGUCCAAAAUUUGAAAUUGAUACAAUAUUGGAUCGUUUGUAUUCAUUAUACAUGGACAACAAUAUUUAUAAAUUUCAAACUUUGAUAGAUUAAUAUACAUUACCACAAUUUACAAAUUACCAUAGCCACUCGUAUUAUCUAACAAACCCAUUACGAUAAUGGGUCCGUGGUGGGCCUAUUGUCCUUAGUAAACACCAAGUUACAUAAAUCAAUAACUUUAAUUAAUUAUAUUUAGAAUAAUAUAACUAUGAUUGAUUUUGGUUUUGAUACGUCGACGUUUUCAGAAAAAAAAUAUCAGCUAAAUAAUUUACAGUAGAAUAGGGGAGUUGUCGUUUGAAAAACAGGAGUCUGUAUUUUCUUGAUUAGUUGAUACGAAAAAUCUCGAGAAUUUGAACAAAAAUAUAAUAUUAUAGUGGUAGGUAUGUAUAAUAGGUGCCUACAGGUAUAUAUUUGAAAAUUCCGAAAGUCAUAUUAAUUUAAAUAACUGCAUUAUUGAAGAAGACAAAUGGGGUGAUGCUCAUGCUCGAUGAAUCGCCCCGUACAUCAUAUAAUAUUACAAUUAUACAAACCGCACAUAAUCUUCUCGUAUAAUAGGUGUCACCCCGUGGUAAUUAUACUUACAUCAGACGUGCGCGUUGUACUUGUGCGCACUUGUCAUCGUGUCGGUUUAAUAAUAUUAUGCUUAUAAUAAUAAUUAUAUUGCGGUGUGCCCGCACAAGAUUAUAAUAUUCGAAUAAUAAUAAUAAUAAUAAUAAUACGCCUUAUUGCCGCACGAUCGAAAUCACGCGGUGGUGCUGUUAACAGGUAGCUGGUGAACGCGUACGGAUUAUUAUAAUAUAUUAUCCGCAAUAAUCGUUUCGCCGGACAUUACUAAUCAUAUAUUUUAGUACAAUAUACAUAAUAAUUAUUGCACAUUGACGGGCCCCCACCGCUAAUCGUUACUGCGUUGUACGUCAUAAUAUUAUUAUCAUGGAUAGAUAUUUCGUAUUUAUAAUAUUAUACCAACAAUUAUUGACCGUAUAAUGCGCAAUGUACGUUUUAUAUAUAAUAAUAUAUACUAUAAUAUAGCCAUAUAGGUACACAUAACAUAUAAUAGGAACGAUGAUUUCACGCGGCGAUUGUUUCAUCUGAACCUACCUAUGCAUAAUAUAAUUUAGAAAAUUUAAAAUCACAACAAAGCAACGUAAAAAAAAAUGUUCACUGUUUUUUAUCGUUGUAGUUUUUUA
Molecule: messenger RNA, 5869 nt
Organism: Acyrthosiphon pisum (pea aphid)
Lineage: Eukaryota; Metazoa; Arthropoda; Insecta; Hemiptera; Aphididae
Exons: 5
Coding region: 1771-3369 (532 amino acids)
Source: RefSeq, a predicted model, not a curated record